This is a messenger RNA of Closterium sp. Naga37s-1, 1716 nucleotides long. NCBI's taxonomy places the organism in Eukaryota, Viridiplantae, Streptophyta, Zygnematophyceae, Desmidiales, Closteriaceae. The record is from the annotation of a GenBank genome assembly.
AUGGGACUCAACGACCAAGGGCAGCUGGGGCUGGGGGAAUCCAACGCUCCACCGUAUGUCCCUGUGAGCGCUUGCUACUGCUACUGCCGUGUUGUUGGGGUAAGCACCCGUGCAGCGGAUGGCAGGGUGUACAGCAUGGGACUCAACGACCAAGGGCAGCUGGGGCUGGGGGAAUCCAACGCUCCACCGUAUGUCCCUGUGAGCGCUUGCUACUGCUACUGCCUUGUUGUUGGGGUAAGCACCCGUGCAGCGGAUGGCAGGGUGUACAGCAUGGGACUCAACGACCAAGGGCAGCUGGGGCUGGGGGAAUCCAACGCUCCACCGUAUGUCCCUGUGAGCGCUUGCUACUGCUACUGCCGUGUUGUUGGGGUAAGCACCCGUGCAGCGGAUGGCAGGGUGUACAGCAUGGGACUCAACGACCAAGGGCAGCUGGGGCUGGGGGAAUCCAACGCUCCACCGUAUGUCCCUGUGAGCGCUUGCUACUGCUACUGCCGUGUUGUUGGGGUAAGCACCCGUGCAGCGGAUGGCAGGGUGUACAGCAUGGGACUCAACGACCAAGGGCAGCUGGGGCUGGGGGAAUCCAACGCUCCACCGUAUGUCCCUGUGAGCGCUUGCUACUGCUACUGCCGUGUUGUUGGGGUAAGCACCCGUGCAGCGGAUGGCAGGGUGUACAGCAUGGGACUCAACGACCAAGGGCAGCUGGGGCUGGGGGAAUCCAACGCUCCACCGUAUGUCCCUGUGAGCGCUUGCUACUGCUACUGCCGUGUUGUUGGGGUAAGCACCCGUGCAGCGGAUGGCAGGGUGUACAGCAUGGGACUCAACGACCAAGGGCAGCUGGGGCUGGGGGAAUCCAACGCUCCACCGUAUGUCCCUGUGAGCGCUUGCUACUGCUACUGCCGUGUUGUUGGGGUAAGCACCCGUGCAGCGGAUGGCAGGGUGUACAGCAUGGGACUCAACGACCAAGGGCAGCUGGGGCUGGGUGAACCCAACGCUCCAACGUACGUCCCUUCGCCCAAAGAGGUGGUCGGCUUUGAUCGGCCUGUAGUGGCCAUUGCAGCUGCUGCCUUCCACUCAGCAGCCAUAGAUGAGGCCGAUCAAAUGUAUCUGUGGGGCGGCAAUGCCGCCCGCCAGCUUGGACUCGGCUCACAGGCGCUGGUGGGAGUGAGCAUCCGGCACAUGGGCCUUGGGGGUCAGCACACCCUCGCUGUCACUGCCGACGGGCAGCUGCUCUCAUGGGGGAAGGGUCUGCUGGGCCACGGCUCACCCGACGGGCAGCUGCUCUCAUGGGGAAAGGGCCUGCUGGGCCAUGGUCCUCUGCCGCUCUUCACCAACCUCCCUUCCCUGUACCAACCCCCACCCUCCCCAUUCCCCCUUCCUCUCAGCCGACGGGCAGCUGCUGUCGUGGGGAAAGGGCCUGCUGGGUCAUGGCCCUCUGCCGCUCUUCUCCCGCCUCUCCAGGAUGUCCAGCGAUGCCGUCGACGCCGCCCGAAGAUCAUGGCUCCCAGCACCAGAAACAUCACUAUUUGCAGCGCCAUCACCCCCACCAGCAGCAGCCGCCCCGUAUCCCACACCAGCGUUACUAUCACCGCCGCGACUCCCACCCUCCCCCGUGCAGCUACGCUGACGCACCACCCCCCAUGGCAGUGUCGACUCGGGUCGACUCCCCUCACAGCCCCCCACGGCAGUGUCGACUCGCGUCGACUGUGUGCACACUAG